ACGCAUUGCGUCCCGUUGGGGUGCUGAGAUGGUGCUAGGGCUGUACCGCACCUAGCAGCAUGUAAGAUACACAGCCUAUGGGGUUGUAGCUGCCCGGGUGGUCGCCGACGGGAUAUAGCCCUGGAGCAUCGAGAUCCCAGGGAUCGUUCUCGAGAUUGGGAGCCAGUACCAGGUGCCGUACGAUAUGGAGAUGGGUGAUCCGCAAAUAGUGCCUUGUGACGACAAGGAAGCUCUGUCCAAAAAUGGAUCACUCUCACGGCGAUUAUACUGGCCCAUUAUCCUCAAAUCCCGGCCACCCUUAUGGAUUUGGAUGUAUGCCCGAUGCCCAGAAGUUGCUGAAAGUUUCACUGUGCCUUACAGAGCAUCUUUGACCAAGUGUGCUAAGGUUGCUGAUGAUGAUUCCUGCGAUCAUAGUAGCGGCGCCGAUAUCUAUCGCACGGGCCGUCUGUCCAUUUUUAAGCUGCAUAUGCUUUUCGAGCCCACAGAUUCGAAUAAACCCUGGCUAUUGGUACUCGAAAGUCUGGCGUGGGAUCAACUGACCAUGAGAGCAGCGGCUCGCGAUCCAAAGCCGCUGCUGGAGCGAAUAGCACCAAUCGAAACUGUGCGCCGUAACCGCAACUGCCGAGCGUCAGAGGGAACACGGCGUAAAUUUCCUGACACGACAUGGGUGAUCGACAGUACCGAGGGACAGUCUUCAGGAUCCAGUUGUGGAGGUUUCGCCCGACACUGCUCUCGUCAGGGACACCUCCAUGCGAGAUGGCGGCGCCGGACCGACCUGGGUAUGGGAGUAUUCUCGGAAGCAGUUGUGCUUCAUUUUUCGUCGGUCCCAGCCGUACCCUGGCUCGGGAGAUUCGUGCCGAAGAGAAAUCCAAUGUGCGAAUAAUGAUUGCGUAGGAUGCAGGUAGCACUUGACGACAGGAAGACUGUCCUCAGGCGCAAGCUUCUUCAGGCCCGGCCGCGCUGAAACAACUAUAAAGGGAAUAGCCGGCAGAGGUUCGCUUAAGUGUUGAAGGUGGGUGCGUCCUCGUCUGCAAUACUCAAUUCCGACCUUGCAAACACCCCCGCCGUGAGGAUGGGGAAGACUCC
Paraphaeosphaeria sporulosa is the source of this 1086-nucleotide messenger RNA. RefSeq lists its product as uncharacterized. The coding region runs from base 185 to 883 and encodes 232 amino acids. The record is from RefSeq and is a predicted model, not a curated record. Lineage: Eukaryota; Fungi; Ascomycota; Dothideomycetes; Pleosporales; Didymosphaeriaceae. The transcript is spliced from 2 exons.